Molecule: messenger RNA, 819 nt
Organism: Trichoderma virens Gv29-8
Lineage: Eukaryota; Fungi; Ascomycota; Sordariomycetes; Hypocreales; Hypocreaceae
Exons: 5
Coding region: 38-424 (128 amino acids)
Biological process (GO): modification-dependent protein catabolic process; protein ubiquitination; translation
Cellular component (GO): cytoplasm; nucleus; ribosome
Molecular function (GO): protein tag activity; ubiquitin protein ligase binding; structural constituent of ribosome
Source: RefSeq, a predicted model, not a curated record
ACCUUCACAUCGUCAAGCAUCACAAAAAUCGUUCAAGAUGCAGAUUUUCGUGAAGACCCUGACGGGCAAGACCAUCACCCUUGAGGUCGAGUCCUCCGACACGAUCGACAAUGUCAAGUCCAAGAUCCAGGACAAGGAGGGCAUUCCCCCGGACCAGCAGCGAUUGAUCUUUGCUGGCAAGCAGCUCGAGGAUGGCCGAACCCUGUCCGACUACAACAUUCAGAAGGAGUCCACCCUCCACCUCGUCCUCCGUCUGCGUGGUGGUGUCAUUGAGCCCUCCCUGAAGGUUCUGGCCUCCAAGUUCAACUGCGACAAGAUGAUCUGCCGCAAGUGCUACGCCCGUCUCCCUCCCCGUGCUACCAACUGCCGUAAGCGAAAGUGCGGUCACACCAACCAGCUCCGACCCAAGAAGAAGCUCAAAUAAAUCAUUUCACCAAGGAUGUGGCGUCUGGGUUCUGGCAAUCUGGGGUGGCAAGGACAGAGGUGCUUCUGCUUUAUUCCGGAUUUUGUUUCUACAUUAGCAUCAGGGCAGAGGCAAAAUAUAUCAAUUAGAUGAUGCCUGAUGGCCGCUUGUUGUUAAAAUAUUUUCUGGGAAACAGCCAGUGACUCGGUAACUGACGCCAAUAUUGUUUCUCAGAAGUGCCGGCCCCUAGGCAGCUGAGCCCUGGAGAGGAGCAAAUUCGAGCUUGAAGAGGGUAUCUCGUUAUUGUAGCGCCUAUGAAGCUGAAAGAGCAAAAUAUGAUGGACCAUCGGUUAGAUCCACAGAAAUGAUUGGGUUGCGGAUAGAUUAUCUAGCAAAAAAAUACAUAUGAUUAACGU